This is a messenger RNA of Galeopterus variegatus (Sunda flying lemur), 749 nucleotides long. RefSeq names its product olfactory receptor 6K3-like. The transcript has 2 exons. Gene Ontology annotation, cellular component: membrane. Gene Ontology annotation, molecular function: G protein-coupled receptor activity; olfactory receptor activity. The coding region runs from base 1 to 639 and encodes 212 amino acids. NCBI's taxonomy places the organism in Eukaryota, Metazoa, Chordata, Mammalia, Dermoptera, Cynocephalidae. The record is from RefSeq and is a predicted model, not a curated record. Gene Ontology annotation, biological process: G protein-coupled receptor signaling pathway.
AUGAUAAGUAACCAGACUUUCACAGUGACAGAGUUUCUCUUCUAUGGAUUCCCCCAGUUGGAAGAAGGUAGCCUCCUCUUCUUCAUUCCUCUGCUCAUCAUCUACAUAUUCAUUGUUAUUGGGAAUCUCACUGUGUUUUUUGCAGUCAGGAUGGAUAUUCACCUCCACAAACCCAUGUAUAAUUUCAUCAGCAUUUUCUCAUUUCUGGAGAUCUGGUACACCACUGCCACAAUUCCCAAAAUGCUCUCCAACCUCAUCAGUAAGCAGAAGACCAUCUCCAUGACUGGCUGCCUCUUGCAGAUGUACUUCUUCCAUUCACUGGGAAAUUCGGAGGGGAUUUUGCUGACCACCAUGGCCAUUGACAGAAUCAUCACUGUGAUCCUGAGGAUUCCCUCUGUUGAAGGCCGCCAGAAGGCCUUUUCUACCUGUGCAGCCCAUCUUGGUGUCUUUCUUAUGUUCUAUGGCAGUGUGUCCCUCAUGUACCUGCGUUUCUCUGCCAAAUUCCCACCAAUUUUGGACACCGCCAUUGCACUGAUGUUUGCAGUUCUUGCUCCCUUUUUCAACCCCAUAAUCUACAGCCUAAGAAAUAAGGACAUUAAGAUUGCAAUUAAGAAGCUUCUUUGUAUUCAGAAGAUGUAAGUUAAUGCUAGAUCAUAGGUAACUCUCACUAUAGAUGUUACUCUAACAUACUAACCCAUAAAAUUAAAAUAUAUCUCAUUUACUUUCACACUGGUAUUUGUGUCUGUUUA